This is a messenger RNA of Xenopus tropicalis (tropical clawed frog), 2088 nucleotides long. RefSeq names its product ATPase family, AAA domain containing 3A (gene atad3a). Gene Ontology annotation, cellular component: mitochondrial inner membrane; mitochondrial nucleoid. The record is from RefSeq and is marked provisional. Gene Ontology annotation, molecular function: ATP binding; ATP hydrolysis activity. Lineage: Eukaryota; Metazoa; Chordata; Amphibia; Anura; Pipidae.
CAGUGGUGAACCCACGUGUGUCAGUGAGAGGUUAAUAGUGACUGAUCCGACCGGGGGGCUCGCACUGCACCUCUCAUUUCACCAUGUCCUGGUUAUUUGGUCUUAACAAAGGGCAACAGGGUCCACCCAGCGUACCAGGGUUCCCCGAGCCCCCCAGCCCUCCUGGUGGCAGUGGGGAUGGAGGGGACAAAAACAAACCCAAGGACAAAUGGAGCAACUUUGACCCUACUGGCCUGGAGAGAGCUGCCAAGGCAGCCAGAGAGCUCGACCAGUCUCGCCAUGCCAAGGAAGCUCUUAACCUUGCAAAGGUGCAAGAAGAAACACUGCAAUUGGAACAGCAAUCCAAGAUCAAGGAAUAUGAAGCAGCUGUGGAACAGCUAAAAAACGAGCAAAUCAGAGUGCAGGCAGAAGAAAGGAGGAAAACAUUAAAUGAGGAAACAAAGCAGCAUCAAGCGAGGGCACAGUACCAGGACAAACUUGCCAGGCAGCGCUACGAGGACCAGCUGAGGCAGCAACAAUUACAAAAUGAAGAGAAUUUGCGAAGGCAAGAAGAGUCUGUCCAGAAACAGGAAGCCAUGCGCAAAGCUACUGUGGAACAUGAGAUGGAACUACGGCAUAAGAAUGAGAUGCUUCGCAUUGAGGCAGAGGCUCGCGCUCGGGCAAAAGUGGAACGCGAGAAUGCAGAUAUUAUAAGAGAAAAUAUCCGACUAAAAGCCGCUGAGCAUCGUCAGACAGUUCUAGAAUCUAUCAAGACUGCAGGAACAGUGUUUGGAGAAGGGUUUCGGGCCUUUAUCUCAGACUGGGACAAAGUAACAGCAACUGUUGCCGGACUCUCCCUACUUGCUGUGGGCAUCUACACUGCCAAAAAUGCCACUGGUGUGGCCGGUCGGUACAUUGAAGCCCGCCUUGGAAAACCAUCUUUGGUCAGGGAUACUUCUCGUUUCACAGUGGCAGAAGCAGUAAAGCAUCCAGUUAAGAUCAGCAAGCGGCUCUUAAGCAAGAUACAGGAUGCACUAGAAGGCGUCAUCCUGAGUCCCAAACUGGAGGAGCGGGUGAGAGAUAUUGCAAUUGCCACAAGAAACACGAAGGCAAACAAAGGCCUUUACAGAAACAUACUGAUGUAUGGUCCUCCUGGGACUGGAAAAACACUUUUUGCAAAGAAAUUAGCCAUGCAUUCUGGCAUGGAUUAUGCCAUCAUGACAGGUGGUGAUGUUGCCCCCAUGGGGCGUGAAGGCGUUACUGCAAUGCAUAAAGUUUUUGACUGGGCAGGCACUAGCAAAAGAGGCCUUCUUCUAUUCGUGGAUGAAGCCGAUGCCUUUCUAAGGAAAAGAUCUACAGAGAAGAUCAGUGAAGACCUUAGGGCAACUUUAAAUGCUUUUCUGUACAGAACAGGAGAACAGAGUAACAAGUUUAUGCUUGUACUGGCUAGUAACCAGCCUGAACAGUUUGACUGGGCAAUUAAUGAUCGAAUAGAUGAGAUAGUCCACUUUGACCUUCCUGGUUUGGAGGAGAGAGAGCGUUUAGUCAGACUUUAUUUUGAUAAAUAUGUGUUACAACCAGCAUCAGAAGGCAAGCAGCGUUUAAAAGUUGCGCAGUUUGAUUAUGGCAAAAAGUGUUCCGAUCUUGCCCAACUCACUGAAGGCAUGUCUGGCCGAGAGAUUUCCAAGCUAGGAGUUGCGUGGCAGGCGGCAGCUUACGCCUCUGAAGAUGGCAUUCUGAAUGAAGCCAUGAUUGAUGCUCGCGUGGCCGAUGCGAUACGGCAGCACCAGCAAAAGAUGGAGUGGUUAAAGGCAGAGGGCAAGGAAAAUGCCGCUAAAGAAAGUGGGAAAAACCCCCUGCAGCCACUUCUGGAAGGAACCCCAGUUUGAUAAAGUAUAAAUGAACCUUACAGAAGACCACAGCGGCCAUUUAUCUGCCUCACCCUACUGUCUACAUACAAUGGGUCCAUAAGCUGCUGGUGAUGCAGUAUUCACCUCACUGACUCUACAGAGAGCUGCGUCGCCCACGCGGAACUCUAGGGCAGAGGUUAUAGGCAGCAGGGAUGCAGGCUCGCACACUCAGGAGACGUCCCUUCAUUCUUGCCUUUCU